AUCACCUUUUCGCGUGCACCUUUUCUUGGAGUAUCCUACACAUCCCUAUGUACGAUAUCAAAAGCGAACAUUACACAAGACGUGACAAACGUCUCAUGUAACGUGCUACUGCUGUUGUUGCUACUCCUAUUACUACUAUUACCGCUACUACCACCAUGUAGCUGGGGUAUGACUAUACUUUGACGUCGAAACCGGCAGGACGUCACAAGCUUCACCGGAAAAAUCAAUAAAUUCAACGGUCCCCAUUUCGGCCGUGAAUCGCAUUGCAGAGCGUGUGCCGUCUACGUAUUCUUCCGCUGCAGAAUUCACGAAUGCGCGGUGCAAUCGUCGUCGUCGCCGUCGUUCGCGUGCCACCGCGUUACGCGUUCUAACCACUUUAAACUGUUCGUCUGUAUGUGUGUAAUUGAACUCCAGUCACAUAAUGCGCGCGAAGAUAUGCCAGGAGGUUGCGGGGUCCAAACACGUCUUGCUCUCAUACAUAUACAUAUAUACUCACAUACGUAUAGCCACACACGUGACUUACACAUACGCACUACUACGCUACACCACACGUAUACAUACAUAUAUACAUAUCAAUACACGGAUUUAGCGACAAAACGAACGGUAAUUGAUAGUCUGCUGAACGUUUCUCGUUGUAUCGUCACACAGAUAUAUCCGCGUAAAAGUAAGACAAGUGUGUGAGGGAGGUACUUAACGUUGCCUAUUUAGAUGUAUAGUGGGAUCAACACAGUGUGUACAUGUAUGUAUAUCAGAAACGAGUGACAAUCAAAACGUAUGUGGACGUAAAAAUUGUCAUGACUAUAUGUGCGUUAAAAAUAGAGAGAUUCUAACAAAAUUUAAUAUCGCGAUGAGACUUUGUAUUUUGCGUUACUGGAAUAUCUAAAGAAUAUAUAAAAGAAAUAUAUAUCACAUCGCAUUGUUACAUCUUCGUAAAUAUAUAUAUAUAUAUAUAUAUAUAUAUAUAUAUAUAUAUAUAUAAUAUUUCUUUUUAGUAUCGCGUAACAUCGCGAGAAAGGAAAAAGAAAUCUGCAGAUUAAUACAGCGACCGUUAAUCAAACUAUCUAACAAAAGCGUGCUGAGACAAAAUUAUUCUAUCACUUGUGAAAGUAUUACUUUUCUGAAAACAGUGUCACGUAUAUAUACAAACGUACAAUAAAUAUUUACGUUGAAGGGAACAAUAAUCUCUUUGUGAUUCAUUUGCACGCAUCCUUUAAUCCUCGUUCAAGCAACUCUCUCCCUCUCUGUCGAUUAUCAGUGUAGAUAACAUAUUUUUGUUUCCCCAUGUGUAUGUGUAUGUGUGAAUACCAGUUUCUAAUUAAUUCGUACGUUAUCGUCCCGCUGUUGCGGUGCGACAAUCUACGAUUGACAUAACAUAUCUCCAAUGUUAGGCUCAUUGCUAUGGCAACGUAAAUCUUAGGACCUUCAACGAAGCUUCGUGCGUCAUCACCUGUGACGAUAUGCUGAGUAAUUUGAUGGAAAGUGCGACGAACCGAACCUCAUCGGCAGAUAGACAUAAUAAUUACGAACUUUUUUUUUAUAUAGAACAAGUAUCGUUGCCAUGUGACUUUCUGUCUUGCUGUGACAAAACUUAACAAAAAUAAGUCAACGACAGUUAACUUAAAGUUAACGAAAAGUUUAAUAAUCAAAUUUAACAUCUUUCGCGUUUCUUAUCCAAUAUGAGUAUGACGUAUGUGUGAGUGCAUGUGUUUGUGUAACAGCUUCAAAAUUAUAAAAUAAAAAUGCUGAUAAUGUAAAUAUAAAAACUCCAUUACGCAAUGAAUACGCAACACACACGCAAGAAGAGCAGCGUUAAAGAGGACAAGGAACAGGAUGAACGUGAUGAAAAAGUUCAAAGUAUUGAUAAACCCGAAUCACGUGCAAAGCCAAUAAAACGAAGCAAUGAAUUCGAACAACCGCGUAGAAAAUCUCACAAGAAACAUUGCGACUGGAUAAAAUCGAAGUACGAUACGUAUUGCUCGAAUAUCAAGUUCUUAAAGGAUAACGGCGAGCAUCGGAAAACCUUAAGAAAUUACGUAACGGAUAAAUCGAGUGUUCUCGACUUUUCGCAAGAAUGCGAAGUUUCAUCGAGGAGCGUCGCUGCGCUAAAGAGAAAAGAUGGGAUCGCACCCCUGAGAGAGAAUUAUUAUGCAUCGCUGCUACAGCAGAGAGCGAAUUUUCGAAUGCAUCUGAUCGGAAAGAUCAAAGGAUUGGAAAGAUACGACGUAAGUCUGCUCAAGGAUGAGACUGAAAUGCAUGACGACGAGGCGGAAAAACUGACGGCCCCAGAAAGCGAGGAUAUGAUCGACAAAUGGCUCACCGAAGAAGACAAGAAUCUCUUGAGAUAUUAUUAUUAUAUUCUUCAUGACGUCGACGAUACUGUCGCGGGCACUUUGGAUUCUGAUACGUCGAAAAGAAUAACGGCCACGGUGUCCCCCGAGUGGCAAAAGCGACACGAAGAGUGCUUCGCUCGACUGAUUCAGGAAAUAAAACGCGACUACGUAACGAGCAUGAAAAAAUCCAUCGUCGACUUCACCCUCCAGGAACCCUUCGAAGAGGCGUAUGCACUUUGCGCCCCGCCGAUGCUCUCUCGAAGAACCGCCGAGUCAUUCUCGCCGGAGCACAGCGUUAAAUAUCGCAGAAUGAAAGCGAAGUUGGAGAAAAGAUCGAUUAUCCUGUACCAUCCGUGCAUACGCAAGAUUUUGGAUUAUUGGUAUCGUGAAUACGGAAACAUCAAGCAAGUGGACAAACGAGAGCUGGCGUCGCACGGACAACCGUACGAUCUUCCAAGUUUCGAAUAUAAAUUUUCGAGGAUGCUCAGAAGCACGAACGACAAAGUUCUCCAGCAGUGGCUGUCGAAGAUCUGCGAUAUUUUAGUAGCAGCCUCGAAGAGGAGAAAUUUGCCAGCGACGACCGAUUUCCGAUACAAGAGAUUCUUUAAUUGCCUCGCUUACGUCAUGGAGGAUCAAUUGCGGGAUUUGUGUUUGCGUUCGAUGGAGGACUACAUCGAUUACCUCACUGACUUGGGUCGCACAAACUGUGGCUUUAACAUCGACGUUGUGGUGAAGAGCAUGUCCGUCACAUUUGAACCGACAUUUCAAGCGUUCGUGGGUACACUCUCGAUGCUGUUGAAUUCCCUCUACGACUCUGUGACUACAUUGCCACGCGCGGAGGUGAAACUGGAGUUGGUUCCUGGGUUUCAGCCCGAUGUUCAUUCGGCCGAAUUGCUCAAGCCGACGAUUUCCGCGGACAUCCUCGAGCAACACACGAACACCAUAUCAAAUUUAAUCGAGCGCUACCGAACCGAUGCGGAAUUGCAGCUGCGCGAGUUCGAUAAAUAUCUGGGUCUGAUAGGAAACGAGGAUGCAAAUAAUGUUCUAAACUUUUUGAAGGCUGAGCCACCCAACCCGUUCGAGAAGUACCGCGAAUUCAUCGAUUAUUAUGACCAAUUAAGUAAGAAUGUCCUGAUGGAAUUUCACCAAACGAUUUGCACCGAUCUCUUCGUAGUUCGUCGGCAGCAUAUUAUAGAGCACAUUUCUACUACGGCCACUCACCUCAAAGGCGAAUUAGUUUUAAGAAUGAUUGCCGAUUAUCAGCAAAUGGUCCGAGCCAUAGGAGAUGAGUACCAAAAUAUUGCGGACCAGGCGUUAAGUACACCGCCCAACACAUCAGAACUCAUGAAACUUCAGGAAUUUAUACGUAAAUCUGAGACCAAAACUAUUUUCGAAUUGGAGGGUAAGCUGAGGGAGGUAAUGAAGUACAUACUAUUUUUAUCGGACUAUGUACACUUGACGCCAGUCGAGAUGAAGAACAACAAUUUCGCUUUUCACUGGCCCUUUAAAAUGUCUGGAAUCUUUGAGGAGCACCAGAAGAUAGUCGAGAGUAAAACAGCGGAGUAUCAGGCAUUACUCAAAGUCAGAAUCGAGAAAUUCGAACAGGAUCUCGAGAUUUAUGCAAAGCACUGCGACGAGUUGCAAUAUUGGGGCAACAUUGAAGAGAUACGACGAUACAAGAAGAAGGCAAUGAAUCUCGACAACAAGUUGAUCGCCGCCAUGGACAGGAUCGACGAAUUUAACGAAGAAGAGAGAUUGUUCGGCUGGGAGUUAUCGCAGUAUCCUGUGAGGAAAAAGGUGGCCGAUAAAUUGCUACCCUAUAAAAAACUCUAUGACACUGCCUGCGAGUUCAUGAGCAAUCACGAGACGUGGACGGAAGCAGUCGUGGGCAUGCACGAUCCCGAAGUGAUCGACACGGAAACCAAUAACGCGUAUCGCAUCGUGUACAAGCUAGAGAAGACUUUCCAGGAGCCUAUAGUGAGAAAGCUGGCGGAGGUCGUGAGGACGAACAUGGAGGAGUUCAAAGAGCACAUGCCGGUGAUAUUGACUCUUGGUAAUCCUAACCUGAAGAGUCGCCAUUGGGAGCAAAUCUCGGAAAUUGUCGGGUUUCCCAUAAUAGUCGAUCAAUACAUGACGUUGGCCAAGAUUCUCGACUACGGUCUAGGGGAUUAUGUGGUGAAAUUCGAGAGUAUAUCUGAGGCGGCCAGCAAAGAGGGCAAUUUGGAAAAAUCGUUGUACAAGAUGUUCUCCGACUGGACGGAUAUCGCAUUCACCGUCAACUCGUACCGCGACACCGGCACGUACGUUAUCGCCAGUGUGGAUGAGAUACAGCUGUUGCUCGACGACCACCUGAUGAAAACGCAGACUAUGAAAAAUUCCCUCUACAUCAAGCCGUUCGAGAAGGAAACCUUAGAAUGGGAAACCAAGCUACUCUUGCUGCAAGACAUCAUGGAUUACUGGCUGAAAGUUCAAGGAACGUGGAUGUAUCUUGAGCCGAUUUUCUCGUCACCCGACAUCCAACAACAGAUGCCGGAGGAGAGUCGACGAUUCAGCGCCGUAGAUAAAAUUUGGCGAGAAAUCAUGGCGAUCGUUGCAGUCAACCCGGCGGUCAUGUUCGUCGUCGAGAUUGAGAAGAUGCUGGAACGUUUGAAGAAAUGCACGAAUUUGCUGGACUUGGUGCAGAAGGGGCUCGCAACAUACUUGGAGAAGAAGAGACUUUACUUCCCGCGUUUCUUCUUCCUUUCUAAUGACGAACUCUUGGAGAUAUUGUCCGAGACAAAGGACCCGACGCGGGUGCAGCCGCAUCUUAAAAAGUGUUUCGAGGGCAUCGCGAGAUUAACCUUCACCGAUGACAUGGAAGCCAUAGCUAUGAUAUCAUCCGAAGGGGAGGAGAUUAUUCUCGAAGAUGUGAUCGACACGACUGCCGCGCGAGGACAAGUGGAGAAGUGGCUCCUCGAGCUUGAGAUCGACAUGAAGAAAAGUGUGAAGGCUCAGGUGAUACACGCAAAAGACGCUUUCCCGACUAAAUCCAGGAGUCAAUGGGCCUUGGAUUGGCCGGGUCAGACUAUUCUCUGCAUCAGCAAGAUGUACUGGACGGCACAUAUUACUCACAAGUUCUCAGAGGGCAUCGAAAGCUUAAAAGAUUACGUAGAAACGUGCACUCACGAGCUCAAUGAGAUCGUCAAGCUCGUCCGCGGCAGAUUAUCGAAACAGAAUCGCACGACUCUAGAAGCUUUAGUGACGUUGGACGUUCACAGCCGCGACGUGUUGGCGCAAAUGUCCGAACAAGGUGUGACUCAAGCAUCGGACUUCAAGUGGCUUUGUCAAAUGAGAUAUUACUGGAUGAACAACGAUCUGCUAACAAUGAUGAUAAAUUCCACGCUAAGCUACGCGUACGAGUACUUGGGUAAUACGUCGCGAUUAGUGAUAACUCCGCUCACCGAUCGAUGCUAUCGCACCCUGUUCGGUGCUCUCAGCUUACACCUGGGUGGUGCGCCGGAAGGACCCGCCGGGACAGGUAAAACGGAAACUACUAAGGAUCUAGCAAAAGCGGUCGCCAAGCAAUGCGUCGUGUUCAAUUGCUCGGAGGGAUUGGACUACAUCGCUCUAGGAAAAUUUUUCAAGGGAUUAGCGAGCACAGGCGCGUGGUCCUGCUUCGAUGAAUUCAACCGCAUCGACCUUGAAGUCCUGUCGGUCGUGGCGCAACAAAUCUUGACCAUUCAGCGGGCCAUAAACGCGGAGCAGAAAACCCUGAUUUUCGAGGGUACAGAACUAAAUCUGGAUCGCACGUGUGCGGUAUUUAUCACGAUGAAUCCGGGAUACGCUGGCAGAUCGGAAUUACCGGACAAUCUAAAAGCUCUGUUUCGUCCAGUAGCGAUGAUGGUGAGAGCCGGCAAGAAUACACUACAUAAUUUUCUCCGCGCUCGUGUCUCUCCUUAUUCAUACACUCGACAGGUACCGGAUUACGCCCUGAUAGCGGAGAACACGCUGUACUCGUACGGAUUCUACAACGCGAGACCCUUAUCGGUGAAGAUAGUCAUGGCUUACAAGUUAUGCUCGGAGCAACUGUCCAGCCAGAAUCACUAUGACUACGGCAUGCGAGCGGUAAAAUCCGUCCUGAUAGCAGCGGGAAACCUGAAGCUGAAAUAUCCGGAAGAAAACGAGGAUAUCUUGAUUUUGCGCAGCAUCACCGACGUGAACCUGCCCAAAUUUCUCAACGAAGAUGUACCUUUGUUUCGCGGUAUCACUUCAGACCUGUUUCCGAACGUGGUACUCCCAGAACCUGACUACGAGCACUUAAACGCGAGCGCGUACCAAGCCUGCGCUGCUGCGAACAUCCAAUGCGUCCCCGUAUUCCUCGAGAAGAUCCAACAGAUUUACGAGAUGAUGUUGGUCAGGCAUGGAUUCAUGAUUGUCGGGCAUCCCUUCGGCGGCAAAACAACGGCCUACAAGAUGUUGGCCGAUAUAUUGGAGAUUUGCGAGGAAAAAAACUUGAUGAACGAGCAUAAAGUGGAGAUGACGAUCAUCAAUCCGAAGGCGAUAACGCUAGGACAGUUGUACGGGAAUUUCGAUCCAGCGUCUCAUGAAUGGCAGGAUGGUAUCCUGGCUGUUAGCUAUCGAGCUUUCGCAACUUCUACAAACGAGAACCGAAAGUGGCUGAUCUUCGACGGUCCAAUUGACGCGAUAUGGAUAGAAAGCAUGAACACUGUCCUCGACGACAAUAAGAAGCUCUGCCUGAUGAGCGGUGAAAUCAUCCAGCUGGCACCAACGACCAACCUGAUCUUCGAACCAUUGGACCUGGAAGCUGCCUCGCCAGCCACAGUAUCACGUUGCGGGAUGAUUUAUAUGGAACCUACAUCGUUGGGAUGGGAGCCCCUGUUGAAAUCCUGGAUAGCAACAUUGCCGGAGGUAGUGGAUGAGUGGCUGCGAACUUUCCUGUACGAAUCGCUCUUCCUCCGGUUUUGUAAACCACUUUUCCACCUGUUGCGUCGGUGUAACGUAAAGGAAUUGUGCCCUAUGCCCGAUUCGAAUCUCCUACGAUCCGUCACUUAUCUAAUGGACUGCUUUAUGGACGAUUAUUAUGAUGAAGAAAUCGCAAAGAAAAUAAGCGAGCUCGAUCUUCGAGCACAGAUAGAGGGCUCGUUCUUUUUCUCGUGCAUCUGGGCGAUGGGAGGCACUCUGGAAGCCAAGUACCGAGAACAAUUUAGCAUCAUGUUUCGUGGUCUCCUGGAAAAAGAGUUCCCGAUUGCUCUGAUGAACGAAUUCCAAAUGAAAGAACCCGUACCAGCGCCUCUGAAGCCAUAUAUCUUCGUUAUGCCGAAGCAUCAAUUGGUGUUUGAUUACAGAUUUCUUAAGGAGGGCAAAGGAAAGUGGAAGUUAUGGUCCGACGAACUGAUGAACACACCGCCGAUACCCCGCGACAUCCCCGUGAAUCAAAUAAUUGUACCGACCGUGGAGACAGUACGGUACACGACGCUUUUCCAGAUGCUGGUCCAGCACGAGAAGCCGGUGCUCUUCGUAGGCCCGACCGGUACUGGAAAAUCCGUGUACAUAAUCGAUUUUCUGCUGAAGAAGAAUAACGCCGCGGUGAACAAGCCGCUGCUGAUCAAUUUCUCCGCGCAAACUACCGCCAAUCAAACCCAAGACAUUAUUAUGAGCAAAUUAGAUCGCAGACGCAAAGGCGUGUUUGGACCACCCAUAGGUAAACGCUGGGUCAUCUUCGUCGACGACGUUUCGAUGCCGAUGAAGGAAACAUACGGAGCGCAGCCGCCGAUCGAAUUAUUACGGCAAUGGUUGGAUCAUUGGCAAUGGUACGAUAGAAAAGAAGCAACAAUAAUAAAGUUAAUCGAGAUUCAAUUGAUGUGUGCCAUGGCACCGCCGAUUGCCGGUGGCAAGGAUGUUACGCCACGUUUCAAACGGCACUUCUUCGCUCUGGCAAUAUCGGAAUUCGAGGACGAUGUCAUGAUUACGAUAUUCAGCAGAAUCGUUCUGUGGCAUCUCGAUACAAGGGGUUUCAGUAAAGAUUUUGAUCCGUGCAUCGACCAGAUUGUCCUCGCAACGUUAGACAUUUACAAGGAGAGCUUGAGUAAUCUGCUACCAACGCCCGCGAAAAGUCAUUACAAGUUUAAUCUGCGAGAUUUCUCCAGAGUGAUCCAGGGAGUGCUUCUAUCCGUUCCGGAGGCUAUGCCUGCCCUCUCAAAUAUGAAGCGAUUAUGGGUCCACGAGAUACUUCGCGUAUUCGGCGAUCGUUUGAUCGACGAGACAGAUAUAAAGUGGCUGGUGAAUCAAGUAGCUGGUACACUGAAAGAACGCAUGGAAGUCUCAAUAGAAGAGCUCUUCGAGGACCUGCUGUCUAAGAAGGAAGAUGCGAGGACCAUUACCGUAAACGAGCUGCGACGAUUAAUAUAUUGCGACUUCGCCGACGCCAAGGGUGACGCCCGCUUGUACCAGGAAGUCAUGGACCUCGAGCAAUUGCGAGAUAUCGUGGAGACGUAUCUUAACGAGUACAACUCAAUGACGAAGAAGCCCAUGAAUCUGGUGUUGUUCCGGUUCGCAAUCGAGCAUCUGUCGAAGAUAGCUCGUAUCAUCAAGCAGCCGCGAAGUCACGCUCUCCUCGUCGGAGUCGGUGGAUCCGGCAGGCAAUCAUUGACCAGAUUAGCGUCGCACAUUUGUGAUUACGAUGUGCACCAAAUCGAAAUUACUCAACAGUACGGCAGUAACGAGUGGCACGAGGACAUCAAGAAUAUCAUGAGAAAAGCCACUGCUAGCGAGCUGCAUUCAACUUUCCUCUUUAGCGACACGCAGAUUAAAGAGGAGAGCUAUUUGGAAGACAUCAGCAAUAUGCUGAAUACAGGCGAAGUGCCUAAUAUAUUUACGAACGAAGAGAAGAUCGAAAUAUGCGAGAAAAUGAAGCAGAUCGACCGACAACGGGAACGAUCGUUGCAGACGGACGGCAGUCCGGCGGCACUUUUCAAUCUGUUUGUGCAGUUCAUUCGCGAUCAGCUGCACAUUGUUGUCACCAUGUCUCCUAUCGGUGAUGCCUUCAGAAAUCGCAUCAGGAAAUUCCCAGCUUUAGUCAACUGUUGCACCAUUGAUUGGCUUCAACCAUGGCCAGGAGACGCCUUGCUGGCUGUUGCGACGAAAUUUUUAUCCGCGAUCGAACUCACUGACAAUGAGAGGAGCGCCUGUAUCGACAUGUGUCAGUUUUUCCACAUGUCCACUCAGAAAAUGAGCGAGGAAUUUUUAAUUCGCCUGAAUCGACACAAUUACGUGACGCCUACUUCUUAUCUCGAGAUGAUCAACACUUUCCAGACGUUGCUCGGAAAAAAACGCAAUGAUGUAUUGCAUGCCAAAGCUCGAUACGAAGGCGGACUGGGUCAAUUAGAUAGCACGCAGCAUCAAGUGACGGAGAUGCAGGACACGUUGAUACAAUUGCAACCGAAAUUAGUCGCGGCCACGCAGGACGUUCAGAAGAUGCUCGCCAAUGUCGAGAAAGAGAGUCAGGAAGUGGCGGAAUUUGAGAAAGUAGUCAAAGUCGACGAAACCGCGGCACAAGAAGUAGCAAAUGAAGCAGCUGCGAUAAGAGCCGAAUGCGAUGCCAAUUUGGCCGAAGCCAUGCCUAUUUUAAAUCGUGCUCAAUCUGCGCUGGAUACAUUAACAUUGGCAGAUAUCGCGGUUGUAAAAACGAUGAAAUAUCCACCGUAUGCCGUGAGGCUUGUAAUAGAGAGCGUCUGCGUUCUCAAGCAAGUAAAACCGGAAAGAGUGCAGAAGGAAGGUGUAUACGUUGAAGAUUACUGGAAGGUUGCUUUGAGAGUUCUCAGCGACGUCAAAUUCUUAGACUCGCUACUUUAUUUCGAUAAAGACAACAUACCAGAAGAAGUAAUAACCAAGAUACGGAAGGAUUAUUUGACCAAUCCGGACUUCGAUCCGGAAAAGAUGAAGAAAGUAUCGACAGCUUGCGAGGGACUGUGCCGCUGGGUCAUCGCAAUGUCCGAGUACGACGAAAUCGCGAAAAUUGUCGCUCCUAAGAAACGAGCAUUGGCGGAAGCCGAGCAAACCUACCAAGUGGCUAUGGAGAAGUUAGAAUUGAAGAGAGAACAAUUGCGCCAAGUAGAAAAAAGAUUGCUGGACCUUCAAGAGACUCUAAGUCAAAGGAAAGCGGAUUUCCAAGCGAUGUCAGAUCAAGUGGCAGAUUGUGAGAUGAAAUUGAAGCGGGCUGAGGAUCUCAUCGGAGGAUUGGGCGGAGAGUACAUGCGUUGGUCCCAAUCCGCCAAAGAAUUGGGCGAAAAAUAUUAUCGACUAACAGGCGACAUAAUAAUCGCCUCUGGCAUAGUGGCUUACUUGGGCCCAUUUACAAUGCCGUUUCGCGUGCAACAAGUGAAGGAGUGGGUGGAGUUGUGCACGAAACUGCAAGUGAUUUGCAGUCAAGAUUUUCAACUGCGCGACAUACUUGGCGAUCCAGUUCUGAUUCGAUCCUGGAACAUCGCUGGCCUGCCCGCCGACGCGUUUUCUAUUGACAACGGCAUCAUCGUCGUGAAUGCCAGGAGAUGGCCGCUGAUGAUAGACCCGCAGAGUCAGGCUAAUAUAUGGGUAAAAAAUAUGGAGAAGGAAAACAACUUGAGCAUUAUUCGGUUGACGCAACAUGAUUACAUGAGGAUCUUAGAGAACGCUAUACAAUUCGGACAACCGGCACUACUCGAAAACGUGGAGGAGAAAUUGGAUGCUGUUCUUGAACCGAUACUUCUCAAGCAGACGUUCAAACACGCCGGCGCAAUAUGUAUAAAACUGGGCGACGCGAUAGUAGAAUAUAAUACGAAUUUUAGGCUGUACAUCACGACAAAGCUGAGGAAUCCUCAUUAUUUGCCAGAGAUAGCCGUGAGAGUGACUUUGCUGAAUUUUAUGAUAACACCGAGUGGUUUGGAAGAUCAGUUGCUUGGUAUCGUAGUUGCGAGGGAAAGACCCGACCUGGAAUCGGAAAAAAAUGUCCUAAUCGUACAGAGUGCGGCUAACAAAAGAAUGCUAAAGGAGACAGAAGAUAAAAUCUUGGAAGUACUGUCCGCGGAAGGUGAUAUCUUGGAGGAUGAGGAGGCUAUCGAUGUUCUAACAUCGUCUAAAAAUUUGAGCGAUGAUAUUCAAGUGAAGCAGGCGGCCACGGAAGCUACCGAAAAGUCGAUCGACGUCGCGAGAUUGCAGUACAAACCCAUCGCCGUCUAUUCGACUGUACUCUUCUUCACGAUAGCGUCGUUGGCCAAUAUAGAUCCAAUGUAUCAAUACUCGUUAGUCUGGUUCGUGAAUCUUUACAAUAUAGCCAUCACGAAUACGGAACCAGCCGAGAACGUUGAACAACGUCUGAAGGACCUGACAAAAUAUUUCACAUAUUCUCUUUACGGCAAUAUCUGCAGAUCGCUGUUCGAAAAGGAUAAAUUGUUGUUUGCGUUGCUUCUCGUCAUCAAUUUACGCGAUACCAGCGAUACGCCCGAAUUUGCGAGCCAGUGGUUGUUCCUGUUAACCGGGGGGGUAGGUUUAGAGAAUCCGUACGUCAAUCCAACAGAAUGGUUGCCCGUCAAACAAUGGGACGAACUGUGCAGACUGAACAGUAUCGCAGGAUUCGAGAGCAUUAGAGAAUUAUUUUCAAAGAACCUCGACGAAUGGAGGAAACUAUUCGACUCGAAGGAGCCGCAGAAGGAGUCUUUCCCGGCGCCGUACGAUAAACUAAAUUCACUCGAACGAAUGCUGAUAUUGCGAUGUAUUCGACCCGACAAAAUCAUACCUGCCGUGCAAGAAUUCGUGGAAGAACAACUGGGCGCGGAAUUCGUGGAGGCGCCACCCUUUGAUUUGGCAUCCUCGUAUGCGGACUCCAACUGCUGUAUUCCGUUAAUAUUCAUUCUGACUCCUGGCACCGAUCCGGCACAGACCUUGAUGGUAUUCGCCGAUGAACAGGGUUACGGUAUCAAUCGUCUCUUCUACUUAUCCCUCGGCCAAGGCCAAGGACCGAUAGCGGAAGGGUUGAUAAAGGACGGCGUGAUGCGCGGCCACUGGAUAGUGCUGCAGAACUGUCACCUGGCCAAGAGCUGGAUGCCGACACUGGAGAAGAUCUGCGAAGGCCUAAUACCCGACACCAUCCAUCCGGACUUCCGACUCUGGCUGACCAGUUAUCCGGCGGAACACUUUCCGAUAACGGUUCUCCAGAACGGCAUCAAGAUGACAAACGAGCCACCUAAAGGGCUCAGAGCCAAUAUUUUGAGAUCCUACACGAGUGACCCGAUCAGCAAUCCGGAGUUCUUCGAAGGCUGCGCUCAGGGUGACAAUUUCAAGAAGCUAAUUUACUCGUUGUGCUUCUUCCACGCUGUCGUGCAAGAGAGACGCAAAUUCGGCCCGAUUGGAUGGAAUAUCCCGUACGAAUACAACGAGACCGACCUGAGGAUCAGCGUCCUGCAAUUGAAGAUGUUUUUGGACGAGUAUGAAGACGUGCAAUUCGAGGCUUUGAGGUACCUUACGGGCGAAUGCAAUUACGGAGGAAGAGUCACGGACGAGUGGGACCGCAGAACGUUGAACACUAUUCUAGCAAAGUUCUAUUGUCUAGAACUAUUAGAGGAUAAGUUGUACUACUUCGACGAAACAUCCACUAUAUAUUACUGCCCAAUUGUCAGAGAAUACGAAACGUAUCUCUCGUACACGAAGAACCUUCCGAUAAUCACCGCACCAAGUGUAUUCGGGAUGCAUGAAAACGCCGAUAUUUUUAAGGAUCAGCAAGAGACAGAGUUGCUAUUCUCAUCGCUUCUACUUACUCAGGAUCGAACGGAUCUUUGGAAAAUUAAGGAAGCCGUCAAAUCCGGCAUAAGACAAACUUCCGACGACGAUGUGGUUUACAACAUCGCCACAGAAAUAUUGGAGAAAUUACCGAAUGAUUACGAUCUCAUCACAGCACUUGAGAAAUAUCCAACGUUGUACAGUCAAAGUAUGAACACUGUAAUAGUGCAAGAAAUGAGCAGAUUUAACAAAUUAUUAGUCUGUAUCAGAAGUAGCCUCAAUAAUAUACGGAAAGCUAUCAAAGGUGUAAUUGUGAUGUCUUUCGAGCUUGAAGAUAUUUAUGAGGCGAUUUUAACAAGCAGAAUGCCCGCUUUGUGGAAACAAAAUUCUUAUCCGUCCUUAAAACCUCUGGGAAGUUACAUCAGUGAUCUUCUACAACGUUUAAUGUUUUUACAAAAGUGGUAUGAUGAAGGACCACCUAUCACGUUCUGGUUACCAGGAUUUUACUUCACCCAAGCGUUUUUAACUGGAAUACGACAAAAUUAUGCGCGAAAGUAUCAAAUUCCCAUAGAUCUUCUCGCGUUUGAUUUCAUAAUCCUGAAAGAAACUGUUUUCGAGUCCGCUCCCGAGGAUGGUGUUUACAUCUGGGGUUUAUUUUUGGACGGCGCGAGAUUCGAUAUGAAGAAUAUGAUUGUAGAAGAAAGCUUUCCUAAAGUGCUUUAUGACAAUGUACCUUACAUACAGCUAGUACCGUCGAAGAUGCAGGACAUCGCAGGAAGAUGCUUGUAUGUUUGCCCUCUCUACAAAACCAGCGAACGUCGUGGGAUAUUAUCCACUACUGGUCACUCCACCAAUUUCGUUAUAGCCAUGUGGUUACCUACAAUAAAGCCACCUGAACACUGGAUUAUAAGAGGAGUUGCCAUGCUUUGUCAACUCAGUGAAUAAAAGAAAUACGUUCAAAGUAAGCUCUCCAUGUCCUCUGAAUAGUUUUAGCAGCCCGAUUUCGCUUGAAGAGCUCCAGUUUCUCAGUAAAGAUUUUCAUCAGAGCAAUUUCCCGCUCUGUUUUGAGUUGAGUAUACAGCGUCC
Messenger RNA from Odontomachus brunneus, 14165 nucleotides. Its product is annotated as dynein heavy chain 7, axonemal-like. Gene Ontology annotation, biological process: microtubule-based movement. Gene Ontology annotation, molecular function: dynein light intermediate chain binding; ATP binding; ATP hydrolysis activity. The transcript has 51 exons. Bases 1776 to 14024 code for a protein of 4082 amino acids. NCBI's taxonomy places the organism in Eukaryota, Metazoa, Arthropoda, Insecta, Hymenoptera, Formicidae. The record is from RefSeq and is a predicted model, not a curated record. Gene Ontology annotation, cellular component: dynein complex.